AUGAGCUCCCAAGAGAAAAAACCUGUCGUUCAGGAAGAAAUCACAGAGACCCAAUUGGAAUCACAAACAAGUGUGUUGGACUUCAAAUCAGAUUCCCUUAUUGACGAAUAUGAAGGUCAAAAAAAUCCUCAAUUGGAGAAGAAAAUGUUGCGUAAAAUGGAUAUGGUGAUCUUACCAAUCAUCGGAUGGGUCUAUUUGAUUGCUUACUUGGACCGUUCAAACAUCGGUAAUGCCGCUUCUGCUGGUUUGAUUGAAGAUUUGAAUUUAUCACCAUCAAACUAUAGUGCUGCAAUUAGUUUAUUCUAUGUGACUUAUAUCUUGGUGGAAACUCCAUGUACAAUUCUUUUCAAAAAAGUUAAACCUGCUGUGAUGCUUGCAACACUAACAUUUUCUUGGUCUUUGGUUGGUAUCUUUUCUGGAUUUGUUAAAAACUUUAGUGGGAUUGUUGUUAUUAGAUUAUUACUUGGUUUGAUUGAAGGUGGGUUAUUCCCUUGUUUAACAUUAUAUUUGGCUACAGUUUACCAAAGAAACGAACUUGCUUAUAGAGUGUCAUAUUUGUUUAGUGCAGCUGCAUUGGCAGGUGCUAUUGGUGGUUUACUAGCUUAUGGGUUGUUACAAAUGGAUGGUUUGCAUGGGUUAAAAGGUUGGCAAUGGCUAUUCAUCAUUGAAGGUUGUAUAUCCAUCACUGGUGCUAUUCUAGUCCUAGGUGCUUUACCAAAUAAUAUGGAAAAGGCUUGGUUUUUAAAUGAUGAGGAAAGAGCUUAUUAUUCAAUGAGAAAACGAGUUCAUGAACAUAACUUGUUGAAAGACCAAGAAAAGGAAAAAGAAGGUUCCCAAGAUGUUAAAGCUGCUUUUAAAGAUCCAAAAGUUUAUCUCUCAGCUAUUAGUCAAUUUUGCGCAGAGGUUGUGUUUUAUGGAUUUUCAACCUUCUUACCUCAAAUUGUUAAAGCAAUGGGUUAUACAACUUUGAAAACUCAACUUUUAACUAUUCCUAUCUAUGUUGUCGGAUCCAUAUCAUUCAUUAUGAUUGCAACUGUCUCAGAUUAUUUCAAAAGAAGAUUACCUUUCUUAAUACUCGCUGCUUGUUUCCCAAUCAUUGGUUAUAUCAUGUUGCUUGCCUCCAAUAGUAACUCAGUUAGAAUGUGUGGUGUCUACAUAUUAACAGUUGGAGCUUUUGCUGGUCCUGGAUUGAACUUGAGUUGGUUGAACAAUAACACUGCUGGACACUUGAAAAGAGCUACUUCUGUUGGGAUACAAUUAUCACUUGCAAAUGUUGCCGGUGUUGUUAUAGGUCAAAUUUAUAGAUCAAAUGAUGCUCCAGAGUAUAAAUUGGGUCAUGGAUUCUCAUUGGGUUGUAUUUCUUUUGCUAUUAUUUCUUAUGCUGCUCAAGGAUUAUAUCUUAGAAGUAAAAAUAUUGAAAAAAGAGAUCGUUUGUUGAAUGGGACUUCAAAGCCUGAUGCUAGAGGUGAUAAUUCAGAUAGUUAUACCUAUUUCCUUUGA
Molecule: messenger RNA, 1500 nt
Organism: Hansenula anomala
Lineage: Eukaryota; Fungi; Ascomycota; Saccharomycetes; Phaffomycetales; Wickerhamomycetaceae
Product: allantoate permease family MFS transporter
Exons: 1
Coding region: 1-1500 (499 amino acids)
Biological process (GO): transmembrane transport
Cellular component (GO): membrane
Molecular function (GO): transmembrane transporter activity
Source: RefSeq, a predicted model, not a curated record